Sorex araneus (European shrew) is the source of this 1155-nucleotide messenger RNA. It is a transcript of the gene CTXN1, whose product is annotated as cortexin 1. Lineage: Eukaryota; Metazoa; Chordata; Mammalia; Eulipotyphla; Soricidae. The transcript is spliced from 2 exons. The record is from RefSeq and is a predicted model, not a curated record. Bases 303 to 551 code for a protein of 82 amino acids.
GGAACUGGCUGGUCCGGGGCGCGGCCCCAAGCCCCUCACGCCGCUCCCCGCGCAGGCUCCGCCCCUGCCGGGCCCCGCCCCCGUCGCCAUGGGAACAGCCGCGGCGCCCGGCUCCGUCUCCGCCGCUCCAGGGGCGGGCGGGGUGGGCUGAGCCGGGGCUGAGCCGGGGCCGAGCCGGGGCCGCCAGCGCCGCCCGGGAGAGGCCGGAGGCAGAGCCCGCGGCGGGGCCCGGAGGAAAUCGCGGCAGCCGGGCGGUCGGUGCCCGUCCCGCUGGAGGCCAGGGGCGCGCGGCGAUGUGAGCCAUGAGCGCGGCGUGGACGCUGUCCCCCGAGCCGCUGCCGCCGUCGACGGGGCCCCCGGUGGGCGCGGGCCUGGACGCCGAGCAGCGCACGGUGUUCGCCUUCGUGCUGUGCCUGCUCGUGGUGCUCGUGCUGCUGCUGGUGCGCUGUGUGCGCAUCCUGCUCGACCCCUACAGCCGCAUGCCCGCCUCGUCCUGGACCGACCACAAGGAGGCGCUCGAGCGCGGCCAGUUCGACUACGCUCUGGUCUAAGGGGCGUGGCGCCCCGGGCCGGCCUCCCGCACCCCACCCCACCCCACCCUGCGGGGGAGGGGGGCGCCGCCAAGCCUCGGCUCCUCGCCCCUCUCCCCCAGCCCAGUGCCCCCGUAUCUUCCUCUGGCCAGCCCCCCCCGAGACCCACUUUGUGCCUUUGCCCCUCCCCACCCGGCUGACCCCCGACUCUGACGCCCGUCCACUCCCCAGCGUUGUAGGUAGCUCUCGGCUGUGGUCCAGCCCCUGACCAUGAGUGCCGUGCCUGUUUCUAGAUAUGGGAACCCCCUUUUCCCUUUCUCCCUCCCUCCCUGUGUGGUGGCCCUCAGCCCCCUGACCCCCCUGCCCCUAAGUGUUAAGCCCCUCCUUGGGCUCCCGCCCGGCGGGGCAGGCCCUCCUGGGUCCCCGGGGAGAGUGUUUGCUUGCCUGUAAGGGCCCCUGUGUCCAGGAUGCGUGUGGCGUUCCCCGACCCCCGUCCUGACUCCACUGCCAGUCAUUCAGCCCCUCACGGACCCUUCUGCCACUGCCCGCCUUGGGCGCCUUCCCCUUCCGCCCCACUCCCCGCCUCUGAUCCCUGGUGAUAAUAAAAGCUGUUAUUGAGCGCUAA